This is a messenger RNA of Carassius auratus (goldfish), 1472 nucleotides long. RefSeq names its product annexin A3b (gene anxa3b). Gene Ontology annotation, molecular function: phospholipase inhibitor activity; calcium ion binding; calcium-dependent phospholipid binding. The record is from RefSeq and is a predicted model, not a curated record. Bases 155 to 1177 code for a protein of 340 amino acids. NCBI's taxonomy places the organism in Eukaryota, Metazoa, Chordata, Actinopteri, Cypriniformes, Cyprinidae. The transcript is spliced from 14 exons. Gene Ontology annotation, cellular component: vesicle membrane; plasma membrane; nucleus.
UGUAAAACUGGCGUGGUACACGAGUUGGUGAUCUCAUUUUGAUCUCAUAUCCUCUGUGUUUGGGUGUAGUCCCAGAGAGACCCGUGAAAGGUGUGGCUUACAGUGGACGGACGCUUUAACAGAGAACUGAACCCCACCCACAAUAACAGCAGGGAUGUCUUCUGUAUGGGAUGAUUUGGAUCUUCUCCUGGACUCCCCCUCCUCCUUGACUGUAAAUUCAACGGUACGUGGCACCAUUAAGGAGAAGCCGAGCUUUAAUCCAGCCGAGGAUGCUGCCGCUUUAAGGAAAGCAAUUGAAGGCAUUGGCACUACUGAAAAGACUCUUAUUGACAUUCUAACUCAAAGAAGCAAUGCCCAGCGCCAACUCAUCUGUAAAGCGUAUCAGGACGCCACUGGGAAGACUCUCUGUGAUGACUUGGAAGGUGAUACACAUGGACAUUUUGAGGAUAUUUUGGUGGCCCUGAUCACUCCUCCUGCUAAGUUUGACUGCCAAGAGUUCACACGGGCUAUAAAAGGUGCUGGUACAGAUGAAAGCGUUUUGAUAGAACUUUUUGCAUCACGCUCCAACCAUCAAAUCAAAGCUAUGUGUGAUGCAUAUUUGGCUGAAACCGGAAGAGCUCUGAUUCACGACCUGAAAUCUGAGGUGUCAGGGGACUUUGAAAAGACCUUGUUGAUCCUCGCUGAGGGUAAGAGGGUUGAAAGUACAAACGUGGACGUGGCAAAAGCUAAAGAGGAUGCCAAGAUCUUGUAUGAGGCAGGAGAGAAAAAGUGGGGAACAGACGAGAGCAAGUUUAUCGACAUCCUCUGCCACAGGAGCGUUCCUCAGCUCAGACAAACUCUGGUUGAGUAUAAGAGUCUGAGUGGAAAGACCCUUCAGGAAAGCAUUGAACGAGAGAUGACUGGAAGACUGGAGGAUAUUCUGGUGGCUAUAGUGAAAUGUGUGAAGAGCGUCCCAGCAUACCUUGCGGAGCGUCUGUAUAAAAGCAUGAAGGGUGCUGGGACCACUGAAUCUACCUUAACUAGAAUCAUAGUGAGCCGUUCAGAGGUCGACCUGCAGGACAUCAAGGCGGAAUAUAAGAAGCUCUUUGGCACUUCUUUAUACUCUGACAUUGCGUCUGAAACAUCGGGGGAUUUUCGUCAAACCCUGCUGAAGAUCUGUGGUGAAGAUGGCAAAUGAAUGUACCCACUGCCAAAGACGAAUACAUCACUGCUGAAGUGCUAUAAUGUGAAAGAGUGUCCAAAUAUAACUUUAUUACAAUUAAAAUACUAUCAGUAAAUCAGAAGAGCUUUAUGAAAUGUAUUCUUGAACUAACUUUAUUGUUUGUAAUCACAGAUACCAUGUAUGCUUGGUUUAAUAGUAACCCUAAUAAAACUAAAUAUUUUUAGUAUCAGAAACUGCAUUUUAAAUUGACUUUUUUUUACACACUGUGUAUACAUAAUGAAGAAUAAACUUUUUUUUCCUAUGAAAUUUA